AAUCGAUUUCGACUGCUGUAAAUUUUUGACAGUUCUCCAACAUUACCUAACCUAAUAUAUUUUAUGUUUUUAAUUUAGUUGAGAAUCGUUCCAACCAACUCCACGGAAAUGGCUUCAGGAUCGUCGCAGGUCACGGUCCAAGAAUUUUCCAUCAGAGUGCCGAAAAAUGUUCAGCGAAAGUACCACGUAAUGCGGUUCAACGGCAACCUGGGUGUCGAUUUCGGAAAAUGGAGCCAAGUAAAAAUGGAGAGGGAGAACAACAUGAAGGAGUUCAAAGGGAUCGAGGAAGAAACCCCCAAAUUCGGGGCAGGUUCGGAAUUCGGCAGGGAAGCGAAGGAAGAGGCGAGACGUAAAAAAUUGGGAAUUGUAGCGAAAAAAUAUCGACCCGAUGAUCAACCGUGGAUUCUGAAAUGUUUCGGCAGCACGGUCAAGAAAUUUAAAGGCAUCAGGGAGGGCGGUGUGUCGGAAAACACCGCCUACUACGUUUUUACGCACGCGGAAGACGGCGCCAUCGAGGCGUUCCCGUUGCACGAGUGGUACAACUUCCAGUCGAUUCAGCGCUACAAAGCGCUGUCAGCGGAAGAAGCCGAAAUGGAAUUCAACAAACGCAACAAGCACUUGAAUUAUUUCUCGCUCAUGUUGCGCAAGAGGUUGAAGGGUGAGGAGGAUCACGAUUUGGAGGAGGAAGGGGAAAAGGCAAAGAAAACGUCAAAGAAGGACAAGGAGCUGAAGAUAUCAGACAUGGACGAGUGGAUGGACAGUUCGGACGGAAAUUCGUCGGAUGCGGACGAGGAAAAGGAAGAAGAGGAGGAAGAAAAGGCGGGCAAGAAGAAGAAUAAAAAAAACGUCGCGAAAAAGCCGAAAAAGCGCGACACCGACCUUGAAGCCGUGGAGGACUCCGACGAUGGGGACGAGGAGGGCAGGGAGUUGGAUUACAUCAGCGAUAGCAGCGAGAGCGAACCGGAGAACGUGAACUUGGACGGGGUCGCCGAGGAGAAGGGCCUGAAAAAGCUUCUAAAUUCAGACGAAGAGGAGUCGGAAGAUUCAGAGAAAGAGGACCAGGAUAAGGAGAACGACGAGGAGCAGAAGGAGGGCGAGGAGAGCGAGAAAAAGGACGACGAAGAUAAGGAGAAGAAAAAGAAAAAGAAGAAGCAGAAGAAGGAGGCUGGCAAAAAGAAGAAGGAGGCGGACCCCGACGACGAUUUCAGUUCGGACAGCACCACCGACGAAGACAGUAAGAAGAAGAAGAGCGAUAAAAAGCAGGGCAAAAAGGAUGAAAAGGAACCGAGCAGCGAGAACAGCAGCAGAUCCGUGACGCCCACGAUAGACAAUAAGCGGAAGAUCGUGAACGACGCGAUGGCGGGUUCGAGCAAGAAGGCCAAGCUCGACCUGCCGAAUUACAUUCCCGGACUGGCCGAGUCGGGAAUCACCGAAGACGCGGUCAGGAAAUACCUGAUGCGCAAACCGAUGACUACGACAGAACUCCUGCAGAAGUUCAAGUCGAAGAAGACGGGCCUGUCUAGCGAACAGUUGGUCAACAUAAUGACCCAGAUUCUGAAAAAGAUCAACCCCGUCAAGCAGACGCUGAAAGGGAAGAUGUACUUGUCCAUCAAACACUCGUAGUUUACAAAUUUCUUGUGAUUAAGUUAAAUAAAAGAUACAUUACUUAUUCAUGACCUGCAUGUCUUCAUAUUAAGAAUAUUUUUAAAAGAUAAGGCCUUUAUAAAGCAGC
Cylas formicarius (sweet potato weevil) is the source of this 1732-nucleotide messenger RNA. It is a transcript of the gene TfIIFalpha, whose product is annotated as general transcription factor IIF subunit 1. The coding region runs from base 109 to 1623 and encodes 504 amino acids. Lineage: Eukaryota; Metazoa; Arthropoda; Insecta; Coleoptera; Brentidae. The record is from RefSeq and is a predicted model, not a curated record. Gene Ontology annotation, biological process: positive regulation of transcription elongation by RNA polymerase II; transcription initiation at RNA polymerase II promoter. The transcript is spliced from 7 exons. Gene Ontology annotation, cellular component: transcription factor TFIIF complex; nucleus. Gene Ontology annotation, molecular function: DNA binding; RNA polymerase II general transcription initiation factor activity; TFIIF-class transcription factor complex binding.